Molecule: messenger RNA, 2830 nt
Organism: Zerene cesonia (dogface butterfly)
Lineage: Eukaryota; Metazoa; Arthropoda; Insecta; Lepidoptera; Pieridae
Product: protein TEX261
Exons: 5
Coding region: 101-703 (200 amino acids)
Biological process (GO): endoplasmic reticulum to Golgi vesicle-mediated transport
Cellular component (GO): endoplasmic reticulum membrane; COPII-coated ER to Golgi transport vesicle; Golgi membrane
Molecular function (GO): COPII receptor activity
Source: RefSeq, a predicted model, not a curated record
AGCUGUUGUCAGUUGUCAUCGGACAGUGAAUAUGACAACGCGUAUAACCUCUAUUGAGCGUAGUAAAUAUUCAAAACAAAGAUUGAAAUAAUCAAUAAUCAUGAUGUUUUUAUAUUUAUUAAGUAUUUUAUCUUUAAUAGUGCAAGCUGUGUUUGUAACACUUGCUAUUGCUGCUGGCCUUUAUUACCUUGCUGAGUUGGUGGAAGAGUACUCAGUGAUGGCCAAAUAUGUAAUAUCUUGGACAGUGGUGGCUACAGCUGUUAUACAUUUAGGUCUCAUAGCGUUUGAAGAGUUUCCUUUAUACCUAAACGGUCUAGGGCUUUUACAACAGUGCUUACAUGGAGUACUGCUCAAGGACUUCCCAGUUUUCCGAUUAACAAGUGUCACAUUCAUAACGGCUGUGCUAAAUUUGAUAUUACACCACUAUCUAGCGUUUAAAUACUUUGGGACAAUGUAUUAUAGUUUUUCUGAGGUACUCGCGUAUUUCACGCUAUGCCUGUGGGUCGUGCCGUUUGGAUUAUUCGUUUCUCUGUCAGCCAAUGACUACGUUCUGCCCACCACAGGGGAGCGACAGCAUCUGUUGGGCGAAAACAACGUGGUCACAGACUAUCUAUCGCAGAAGGCGAAACGUUACAGUCUACUGUCAUUCUUCAGUUUCGCAAAGGAAUCCAUAUUGCCACAGAGAAAUAAGAAAUCGUUUUAAAUAAUUAUUAAAAUAUAUGAUAUAAUGUAAAUAAUUAAUUGAAUUGGUGAAUAAUUUGUAUGGCGACAACGAAUUAAAAAUAGUGUAAUGAUCCACUCUAAUUCAAAAUAAAUUUAUACUAGCUUCACGCCCCGGCUCCGCCCGGUGUAGUUAUUUAUUAUAAUUGAAAUAAUAUAAACUAUCUUUGAAGUUGGAUCAAACUGCACAUGGUGUGCAAACAUCAUUAAAAUCGGUUGAGUAGUUAGGGAGUCCAUCGUGGACAAACAACGUGAUGUAGUUUACAUAUAUCAAAACUAGCUGCGCGGUUUUACUCGCGUAUGUCCGUAUCCCGUAGGAAUAUCGGGAUAAAAAGUUGCCUAUAUGUUAUUCCAGUUGUUCAGCUAUCUACGUACCAAAUUUUAUUGCAAUCGGUUCAGCAGUUUUUUCGUUCACGUAUUUUUAUUUCAUACAACCGAUAAACGGAAACUGAGAGUUAUAAAAUGCAGAAAAAUUCUUGUGAUUUUUGUCUUUUUUUUUUUCAUUUAUACAUAUUGUUAUUUAGUUGAAGGACUUAUUACAAUAAGUUACUGCAAUAACUUACGACUGAUUUUUACUAAUCAUUCGGCCAUUCAAAUCUUGAAGUGUUAUGUAGAUACAAAAAAAGAAAAUCAAAUUUAAAAAAAAAGCUUUGGUUUGUGAUUAGAAUAUAAAUAUUUUUUAUUUGUCACAUGACUUUUGCGGUCUUACGGAUUAUUAUUUUUUUUGUGAUAUUAUAGUUAAGGGCUUAGUAUAGAAAAUAUGUUUUUCUAUGAAAGUUUUUAUUAAUAGUAUCCAGCUGUCUCUCCCAGUAGGGAUUAGUUAAUUUAAUUUAAAAACAACUAAAUGAUACUCUAAUAGUUAUUGUUAGAGUCAUGUAUCAUAUAUGAACUUUUGUUUGUUUGCGUUAUUUUAUAUUUUAUUCUGAAAUUGGUCUGUAGGAAUCAACAAAUUCAUUUUUUUUUUAUUGUGAAUUAGUAACUUUAAACUAAGCUAAAUGAGUUUAAAAAUUGGUGAAGGAAAUAUGACGAUAAAAUCUUAAUUAUUAGAAUUUCACAUUCUGGAUAUUUGCGGACAUUUCAAAAACUAUGAUUGUAUGUAAAUAUUGUACUAACAAGUAUGGAAUAUUGUACUAACAGUACCCAAGUAUGGAAAUAUUGUACUAACAGUCGUUGAUAUGAAGUGACUCAGUGGUUAAGACCUCGGACUUCAAUCGCAAAAGUCGAGGGUUGAAACCGGACGAGCGCUAGCGAAAUAAAUUGAUUUUUCAAUUCACAACACCGCUCGAAACGGUAAAGGAAAUAUCGCGAGAUCGUAAAAUAAAAGGUCGACAUGUGACAUCUGCCAAUCCGCACUUGGCCAGCGUGGUGGAUUAUAACCUGCCUCAUAGGAAGCCUCUGUCCUUGCAGUGGGAAGAAAUAUGACAACUGUUGAUAGAAGAGCUAUAAUAUUUGUAAAAUAUUUCUAUUUAUCAUAUGUAAUAUGAUAAUUUAAACACGACAUUUUAGAUAGGGGAAAAAAUGCUCAUUAAUUAAACAAUAGUGCGUCUAUUCUUGCAUAGCCACCUACUCCAAAUGCAUCAUUUCGUUGGCCAUAUAAAUAAAAUGUGCUGCACUGUAUACUAAUUUUCUAUGAAUUACUUAGCAGCCAUAGCCCAGCUGGUAAUGAUAAAGUGUUUUAUUGCAAUCCAUGGUUUCAUUGGAGUCUAUAUUUUUCUACGGGGUUCAAGUUAUUAUGGCAGGGGGCAACUCGUGUAAUUAAUUGUAUUCACAGUGGACUUCUUUUGUGACGCGGACUCGUUAUUUUAAAAUCUCUCACGAUAUUGUAGGGCUGAAAAAUUGCGAAUUGUACUAAGCCAUUUUCUACGUAUUUUUCGAAACAACACUCAUAAAAAUACAUACACACAACAUUAACUAUGUUUGUUAUGAUACUCAUAUGAGCAAUAUAAUUAUAGUAGAUGUACUAAUAAUAAGCAAUAUUAAAAAAACAUGUACAAUGUAGGUUGUUAAGAUUUUGACGAAUUCCUUAACAUAAGACAAAUUUAAUUUAUUUGUAAAUAUUGUUUAUUUUUAUUUAUGUAGUUUUUUGUAUGAUAUUUCGAAUAAAAGCUUG